AUGGCUCCCAAGCGUCCCAACUUCCUCAUCAUCGUCGCGGACGACAUGGGGUUCUCGGACGCUGGGUGCUUUGGCUCCGAGAUCCGCACCCCCAACAUCGAUAAGCUGGCAAAGGAUGGAAUACGCCUCACCGGCUUCCAUGCCGCCGCGGCUUGUUCGCCGACGAGGGCGAUGAUAUUGACCGGGACAGACCACCACAUCGCAGGCUUGGGGAACCUCAUCGAAUGGACGGAUUUCUCAGGUCAGAACUUCCCCAAGGGAAGCAAGUAUUCCACGGCGCCUCAGAGAGGUAUGCCAGGGUACGAGGGGUACUUGAACUCCCGGGUCGCCUCGCUGCCCGAAGUGUUGAAAGACGGAGGAUAUCACACCGUCAUGAGCGGCAAGUGGCAUCUCGGUCUGACGAAAGAACGAAGCCCACAGGCUCGUGGAUUCGACCGCAGUUUGGCACUUCUCCCGGCCUGCUCCAACCACUACGACUGGAGGCCAGAAGCCGAUUUUCCCAAGUUCCUCGAGAAGAGCGUGAUUGCCCUUCACAUGGAAGAUGAUCACUAUGUCAAGGAGCUUCCGGAGGAUUGGUACUCGAGCAACGGCUACGGUGACCGCAUGCUGAAAUACUUGAAGGAAUGGAAAGAAGACAAAGAGUUGUCGGAAAAGCCCUUUUUUGCAUACUAUCCUUUCUCUGCACCACACUGGCCACUACAGGCGCCUAAGGAGUAUAUCGACCACUACAGGGGUGUAUAUAAAGAUGGCCCAGAGGCGCUUCGUCAACAACGGCUCAAGAAGCUUAUAGAGCUAGGCAUGAUCCCAAAGGACGUCCGACCCCACCCGGUCGUUGCAGACGAGGUUCAGGGUUGGGAUGAGAUGGACGACUUCCACAAGAAGGCCUCGUGCACUGCCAUGGAGGCGUACGCCGGCAUGGUCGAAUGCCUAGACCACAACAUUGGCCGUGUGACAGACUAUCUGGAGUCAAUCGGAGAACUGGACAACACUUAUAUCAUGUUCUUUUCUGACAACGGUGCCGAGGGUGCAGCAUACGAAGCGUAUCCGAUGGUGGCGGGUGAGCUCAUGGCCCAUAUCGGCAAGUACUAUAAUAAUUCGCUGGAGAAUGUUGGCAAUAAGGACAGCUUUGUGUGGUAUGGGCCUCGAUGGGCUCAGGCAGCCACUGCACCUAGCAGAUUGUACAAGGCGUACACAACCGAGGGAGGUGUCCGGGUACCAUGUGUUAUCCGUUACCCGCCCAUUCAUCAAGGGCACAAAGGUGAAAUCACUGAGACAUUUGCUACUGUGAUGGACAUUGCGCCAACACUGCUGUCCUUGGCCGGAAUCAAGCAUCCCUCGCCCGAGUUCAAUGGACGGAAGAUCGUCCCAAUGCGAGGCAAAGAUAUGGUGCCGUGGCUGAGAGGGGAGCAACAACUGAUCCAUGAUCCUGGCGAGGCGUUCGGCUGGGAACUGUGCGGCCGUGCAGCGAUCCGCAAGGGUCAGUGGAAGGCGGAUUUUAUUCCAUUUCCAAAAGGGACUUCUGCCUGGCAAUUAUAUGACUUGUCCAAAGAUCCAGGGGAGACGGAGGAUCUGGCGACAGAGCACCCCGAGAUUUUGGAGGAGCUGCUCGCCUUGUGGGAGACUUACUGUGAGGAGACAGGUGUGGUGCCGUUGCAACCAGAACUUGGUGCUCGCUUCCACGAAGCCGUUGAGGCACAGAUGAAAGAAGGCGAGUGGAUCGAGUAUGAGUAUUGGAAGCCUGGUGCUCUGGAAGAGAGCAAUCGUAGUCAACAUGUCCGGCAGAUUGCCAAAGUCGCCGAUCCAAGAUUAAAGGAGACCACGGGAGGGCAACCUGUAAAUAUAGCGUAG
This is a messenger RNA of Exophiala spinifera, 1848 nucleotides long. RefSeq lists its product as uncharacterized. Lineage: Eukaryota; Fungi; Ascomycota; Eurotiomycetes; Chaetothyriales; Herpotrichiellaceae. Bases 1 to 1848 code for a protein of 615 amino acids. The transcript has a single exon. Gene Ontology annotation, molecular function: arylsulfatase activity. The record is from RefSeq and is a predicted model, not a curated record.